This is a messenger RNA of Drosophila innubila, 6332 nucleotides long. It is a transcript of the gene shtd, whose product is annotated as anaphase-promoting complex subunit 1. The record is from RefSeq and is a predicted model, not a curated record. Bases 78 to 6098 code for a protein of 2006 amino acids. NCBI's taxonomy places the organism in Eukaryota, Metazoa, Arthropoda, Insecta, Diptera, Drosophilidae. Gene Ontology annotation, molecular function: molecular adaptor activity. Gene Ontology annotation, cellular component: anaphase-promoting complex. The transcript has 8 exons. Gene Ontology annotation, biological process: anaphase-promoting complex-dependent catabolic process; protein K11-linked ubiquitination; metaphase/anaphase transition of mitotic cell cycle.
GUUGAUUGAUAACUUGAGUGAAGUGCGCGACUGUUUGUGGAGCCAAUAAUCUCGCAAAUCUGGAUGCAUGCAAUGAGAUGAUUGCCGUCGCAGAGCCGCCACUGGAAUUCAUUCCUCGCGGUCGACAGGCGGCAGAGGAUCAUCCCGGGCCAACGGAGCCGCCGCUGCCCAAAUGCCUGUCCGCCGAGCAUUUGCUGCUGCAGCGACUGCAGAAUGUCAACAUCUCGGCUGCCAGCGAGGAGCCGCAAGAAUUCUGGUGCAUACGCGAAAUCUACGAUGAUUACGAGUCCAGCUAUGAGCGUGCCCAGCGUCGUCAGCAAUUGAUAGAGCAGACCAAGAAGUGUGGACCCAAAGCAGCGGCUGCCACCCAAUUGACCUCGCUGCCACAACAGCUGCUGCAGCCCGUGGAGCAGCGACGGGAGGAACCGAUGUGCGAUUACAUAGUCAACAACGAGGAGGAACUGUAUGUCAAUAGGAACACGGUGAUCUGGACCCAGGGACUCAACGAUGACGACGACGACGGUGUGUACAAGCGCAUGUGCUUCACCUGCGACACUCCGGUGAAAUUCGCCUGCUUCCUGAAUCGGCGAUUUGUGCGCGGACGCUUGGCACAGUUACGGGCCUCCGUUCAGCCGGAGGAUGACAAUUUGACGGCCAUUUGUGUGGUGGAUCAGGAUGCGUUGCGUGUCUACUGUGAUGACGGCGAUGAUUUUCUGGCCAAUCUGGAUUUUCCCAUCUCACAGCUGUGGCAAACCGUGCACGGUUUAUUGCUGGAGAAGGAUUCCAGCAAUGCCCUUAUCUCACAUUUGUCCAUACCAAUGCCACGCCUCUUUUCCAUGUCGCAUCCCUUGCACGAGGCUUGCCCCGUAGUGCUGAAGACAUCGACCAAUUCUACGGGUUACAUGACCGAACCCGAAUACAGCGUUGUCUUCACUGCUGAGGAUUCGGAUCUGGUGCUCCUCUAUGAUGCCAAAUUCUUUAAGCAUUUCGUUGCCCGGCUGCGCAAGGUGACGCCCGAGGAGGUCAACUAUGUCAGCCAGCAGCAGCAACAGGAUCUGCUCACACAUACCCUGCAGGGGCAUCGCGGCGGCACUCCCGGCUGCACCAGCAGCAUUCACAGCUUCAGCUCCACCAAGAAUACUGGAGCCACACCCAAGCGGAACACCGCAUCCUUUGCGAUGCCUACUCCACACAAUUUCUCCAAGUUCGGACUUAGUCAAUCUCAAUCCUUCAGUGGCGUUCUGGGUCAAUCCAAUCGCGUCUCUUUGGGCUCUCCGCUGAGUCAGCUGCAGAAUAGCAUCAGUCAACAAUCCUUGUCCAUUAAGGACAUGCGCAAGAUGACGCAUGUGAAGCCGGCCAAGCCAAUUGAGCCUGAGAUGUGUCUGGAGCACAUCUGGACGGAGAAUACCUAUGGCACACAACGCGAAUUCUGUGAGAUGGCGACACGUGCCUUUAUCCACACGGAUCUGGUGGGUCAGACGUAUCUGUGCUAUCUGUUACCCCGCUCCUGUCGCCUGCAGUUGGUGCUCCUCAAUGGCUACAACACUAGUGAUUUGCAGUUGUCCACGCUGGCAUCGACACUGCCCGCCAAAGAUGCAGUGGGUCUGCAGCGUUUGCAUAUGAUUGCUGUGCUGGAUCCCGGCGGUAAUCUGAUACUCUACACUGGCACAGUGCUCAUAUCCAAAGUGCACAUAACACCGCUGCUCACAGCGCCAACGACAACAACAACAGCAACAGCUACAACGGCAACUCCCACGCCGGCAACUGCGCCGGGUUCGGCUCCACAGACGCCACUGCAGGGAACACUGCAAUCGCAUCUGAAGGUGUCGAGCAGCUCCUUUGUGGAGGUGCGUCGGAGCAGUCUGUUGCCCACCAAGGCAGCUGCCGAUCUCAAUGCCUUCGACGAGGAGCUGGAGCUGCACAUGCUCUCGCCCAUACAGCCUCAGCCCAUGUCCUAUACACAGAGGCAGGCGCACAAUAUCUGCAAGGCACUGCGAGAUCCGGCCGGGAAUCGUUUGACUCUGGUUUAUGCCACCGGCAGAAUGUUGCGCAUUGCAUUGCCGCUUUUGAAUGAUACACGUCUCAUCACACGCUGUGUGGCUGCACUGCGUCAGGUGUUGAAUCCAUCGCAGUUUCUACACUUUAUCAUACGCUGGUAUAGCGCACGUAAUCCUCCCGGCUCAAGGGACUACAGCAUCGAACAGGAAUGGCAACUCUUUCGCAGCACACUCCUUGGACUGAUGGGCUGCAUGGCCGCCUCCAGUGAGCAUCCGGAUGUGGAUGAAUCGUAUGCUCGUUGUGCCACGCCGCCAUACCAAUCGCCAAGCGCCAUGUUUUCUGGUGCAGCACAGGAUGAGCCCAAAAAGCGACGCAAAUACAACGACUGCGAGGCGUACACGGAUGAUGAUUGGGAAUUCCUGCUCAUGCACACCACGUUGGCUCCCUGCGGUGGCGAUGCUUCGCAUGCUUACAGCGUGGAUGUCACAGCGCCGCUUUUCCGUGUACUUCCCGCCGUAUUCUAUGGAUUGCACAUGCUCUACGAGGAUCUCAAACUGGAUUCGGUCUUUAACAGCGGGCUCAUCUAUUUGGGCACGUUUCUGCAUCAACUGGCGAUUGACAUGCAACUGGAUAGUUAUAUAUUCCACUAUCAUCUGGAUUUUCCCGAGCUGACGCACAAGACAACGAAGAUGACAAUGCUGAGCUCGGAGCACGGAGCAUUGAUGCUCUACCAGGAGCUGUUGCGAAUGCCAGCGCCAAGUAUAUAUGCCCAGUUGGAGCAUGUCAUACUGGGCAGGGAGGAGGUGGUGCCCUUCAGCUACGUGGAGUGCAUCAAUGAGCGUAGUCGCAAUCUGGUGCAGCUCGUCUCGCUGGUAAUGCAUGGACACACCAAACUGAAGCAUUGGUGGCAACUCCUUGAGCUCUUUGGUGCCGUCCAAUCCAAUUAUCCGAAGCGUGCCAAGCGCAGCAUUUCAGCGGAUAAGCCACGUUGUCAUCAGCUCCUGGAGCUGCUGCUCUGCAUGCAACUGACGCGACGCGACAUUGAACGACUGCCGGCUGCAGUGCAUCUGAUUGUGGCCGAGGCGCUGGAAAAGGCGCGUCUCUCGCCGCCCAUGGGCUGCAGUCAGGCCACCUAUGAGCUGAUCCUGCGUCCCGAGCUGGCGGCGCACGCCCAGCUGCCGUUCCUAGAGGCGACACUGGGCCAACCGCAUUGUGGUCGCGUCUACAAGGAGGAUUCGCUGUCGCCACGCUGUGCGCCAAGCAGCGGCGAGUGGCCCAUGUCCGAACCGGAUGCGGAGCAGCUGCGUCACGAUGGCAUGGACAAUAUGGAUACGAAAUUGUUGCGUCUACGCUUCCCGGACGAUAUGCGUGUGGAGGAAGUGCGUCGUCUGCUCAACAGCGCCGAUCCCGUGGCCAUUGAGGUGCAACAAUCACCCGGAACGAGUGAUCACGAGUUCAUCGAGGAGCAGGAGAAGCAAUUGUUUGCUCUAUGCGCUCGCACCAUGACCCUGCCCCUGGGCAGAGGCAUGUUCACACUGCGCACCCUGUUGCCGCGUCCAAGUGACAACAUGCCGAUGCCAAAGCUGUGUCUGGUGGGCAGGGAACCCAUCAAGGGCACCACCAUUGAGAUGCAACAGAUCGAGUUCCCAGCCAAUAUGCAUAUGUGGCCAUCGUUUCAUAAUGGUGUCGCCACCGGAUUGAAAAUCUCACCACAAGCCUUGGACAUUGAUUCCACAUGGAUUGUGUAUAACAAGCCCAAGACACAGGCCAAUAAUGCUCUGGAGCAUGCGGGAUUCCUCAUGGCUCUCGGCCUGAAUGGACACCUCAAAUCCCUGUCGUUCAUGAGCAUCUACAAGUAUUUGGUCAAGUGUGAUGAGAUGACCAGUGUGGGUCUGCUGCUGGGCAUCUCGGCGGCACAUCGUGGCAGCAUGGACACCAAGACAACCAAGCUGUUGAGUGUCCAUCUGGAGGCCUUGUUGCCGGCCACGGCCAUGGAGCUGGACAUACCGCAGAGCACACAGGUGGCCUCUCUCAUGGGCAUCGGAUUGCUCUAUCAGGGUUCCGCCAAGCGGCAUAUUGCCGAGGUUCUGCUCCAGGAGAUUGGUCGUCCACCUGGCCCCGAGAUGGAGAAUAGCGUGGAGCGGGAAUCGUAUGCUAUGACCGCAGGCUUGGCACUUGGUUUGGUCACCCUGGGUCAGGGUGAAUCUCCAGCCGGCUUGCGUGACCUUCAGCUGCCGGAUACCCUGCAUUAUUACAUGGUUGGCGGCGUCAAGCGACCCAUUGGUGGCUCCCAGAAGGAGAAGUAUCGGCUGCCAUCGUUUCAGGUGCGCGAGGGAGAUAGCGUCAACAUUGAUGUGACCGCUCCGGGUGCAACUUUGGCAUUGGGACUGAUGUUCUUUGAUUCCGGCAAUGCGGCAAUUGCUGAGUGGAUGCGGCCACCGGAUUCAAGGUAUCUACUGGACAUGGUGCGUCCAGAUUUUCUGCUCUUGCGCACCAUUGCACGCGGCCUGAUCCUUUGGCAGGAUGUGCAGCCGGACAACGGCUGGUUCCAGGCGCAGUUUCCCCAAACCCUUCGCAUCCAUCUGCGUCUGCCCACGCGUGAUGACGAGCAGCCCGAGGACAGCGAUGUCGACUAUGAAGCUAUCACUCAAGCGUACUGCAAUAUUUUGGCUGGCGCCGCCUUCUGCAUUGGUCUCAAAUAUGCCGGCACUGAGAAUCCUGUGGCCUUUACCACACUGCGUGCUGUAAUCAAGGAAUUCCUGGGAUUCCCCGGCACACCAAUGGGUGAAUGUGCCGGUCGCACAACCAUUGAGAGCUGUUUGAUGGUACUGCUCAUUUCCAUAUCGCUGGUGUUUGCUGGCUCUGGGAAUUGUGAGAUACUUCGCAUCAUUCGGUAUUUGAGAUCACGGGUCGGACCACAAUAUCCACACAUUACUUAUGGCUCCCACAUGGCCAUCCAUAUGUCGUUGGGUCUGUUGUUCCUUGGUGCCGGUCGCUAUACCAUUGCCAAGACACCAGAAUCAAUAGCGGCUCUCGUUUGCGCCUUCUUUCCCAAGUUCCCCAUACACAGCAACGACAAUCGCUAUCAUUUACAGGCAUUGCGUCAUCUGUAUGUGCUGGCCGUGGAGCCGCGUUUGUUUCUGCCCCGGGAUAUUGACACGCAUCAGCUGUGUCUGUGCAACAUCUCGGUGCUGGAGAUUGGCGCCAAUGAGAUGCGUCGCCUGCCUAUUGCUCCUUGUAUACUGCCGGAGUUGAGCACACUGCAGCAGGUGAUUGUCGAGGAUGAGAAUUAUUGGCCAGUUUGCUUUGAACGAUCGCGGAAUUGGCAUCAGCUGGAGAAGGCAUUGGAGCUGUGUGCACCGAUUGACAUUAAGAAGCGAACGGGUCGUCUCUCCCAUUUGGAGGAUCCGGAUCGCUUGAAGAGCAUGCUGGCCCAGACACUGACCACGGAGCAGAGCAUUUGCUGGCAGGUGGAUGUGAAUGAUCUGCAGCAAUUUGCCAGCGAACGUUUGGUCAAGCCAUUCCUCAGUCGUUUCCUGCAGACCAAGGGCACAACUCUCAGCUUCUCGGAGCUGGCCAAGCGGCAUCAACUGAUGCUGCUCUUCUUCAAUGCUGUCGUCAAGGAUCGCAUGCAUCUGCUGCCGGUUUAUUUAACACUAUACGAUCAUGUCACCAGACAGAUGGCCAACAACAACGAUGUGUGGCAGGUGAAACUAAUCGAUGCAUAUUUGGGCAAAAGUCCCAGUCAACAUACGCUCAUCUCCGUGGAGCUCAUACAAAUGAUGCAGGAGCUCUUCAAGGUGCAACUAGAGGCAUCAACGCGUGAGCUGUGCGUCCCGUUGCGUGAAUUUCUGUGCCAGAAGCGACUGGAGCCGAGCUAUGUGGCAUGCAUCAGUGCCCAGGAUUUGCAGCGUGUCUAUUGUGUCAUCAACUAUUACAACCUAAUGCCGGAUCUGUUGAAUGGCGUCGAUAUGAGCAAUGGUCCCAUUAACUAUCUGCGCAUCAUGUACGAAUUUCAGCAAUUAAAUCUCAAUCCGCACACAAUAUUCGGUUUGCUUAAAAUAUUCCAAUCGCUUCGAUGCGCCUUCAAUUUGGAAUAGAGUUUGUCGAAACGAUUUCCGGUCACUUGUAUUACAGCACUUGUGUUAUUUGAUUGUAACUGCGCACUGAGAUUUACAAUUUCAAUUGUUUUCGAUUAGAAAAUAUAUAUAAUUUAUGUAUACAAACACAAAUUGAUAAAAACAAAAAAAAAAAUAAAGAAUCUUAAUUAAUUAAACUUCAUAUUAAUUAGUUACGAUGUCAGGUCACUUGUUUAACCAUAUUUGUGUUGUUUU